Molecule: messenger RNA, 708 nt
Organism: Paramecium octaurelia
Lineage: Eukaryota; Ciliophora; Oligohymenophorea; Peniculida; Parameciidae
Source: the annotation of a GenBank genome assembly
AUGUUAGAAAAUGAAUAAUUAAAUUAAGAAGACCCCAAAACUAAUCUUCUUAAUCUUGAUUCAGGGAUAGAAUUUAUAAGGCCAAUUAGACACAAAUCCUCUUAUUAUGAGCAGGAUUUUUUUGUAGAACCUUGGGAUGAAAAGUAGGACAAUUUUCUUCAAUUAUCUCCAAAAUAGAAGGAGGAAUAACCCCAAGAUAGAAAAACCAGAUCAAUAAAAAUUAAGCUUCCUUUAUCUCGAACAUAGAGUAGAUAGCGCUCGAAUGAAACUCAUUAAACAGUUCAAUUAACUCUUCCUUAUCACGAUAGAGCUGGAAGUUGUCAUACAUUAUUUUAAGACUAAGGAUUUAUUAACGAUAUAGCUGCCUACAAAAACAUAGUGGAUAGAGUGAAGAGCAUAUAAAUAAACAAAAAUCAAAUAAUUUAGAAUAAAAAAAAUAAUAAUAAGUAAAUUAGUUUAAAGUUCUCUGCAAACAAAAAGAAAAUCAAGCAGAUAGUUCAAGUCAAGUAAAAAGAACCAUUUUCCUGGUCAGAUUACUACAAAUUCAUUUAAAAAAAUCAUAAUCAAAUCAAGCCUAAUAAACAGCAAAAUCCUCAAAUUACUGGAUAUGCCAUUCAGAUUAAUAAGUCUCUAUAACAAAAAGUAGAUAAGGACUCAAUUGUAAGAAACUUUCGUUUGAAAUCAAAUUAUACUAAGACUAUUGCAUGA